Molecule: messenger RNA, 2631 nt
Organism: Drosophila hydei
Lineage: Eukaryota; Metazoa; Arthropoda; Insecta; Diptera; Drosophilidae
Product: protein KRI1 homolog
Exons: 4
Coding region: 77-2623 (848 amino acids)
Biological process (GO): endonucleolytic cleavage in ITS1 to separate SSU-rRNA from 5.8S rRNA and LSU-rRNA from tricistronic rRNA transcript (SSU-rRNA, 5.8S rRNA, LSU-rRNA)
Cellular component (GO): 90S preribosome; nucleolus
Source: RefSeq, a predicted model, not a curated record
UGAAACCAGUUGAGUUUACUCAACGAACACACGUGCUGGCUUUCUAUCAAUAAACAUAAAAGAAUUACCGUUUAAUAUGAGUAACAAAUUAUUUGAUGGUUCCGACGACGAUGCCGACGAUUUACAGUUGUCCACUAAUCAGGACUAUGCCAACUCGUAUAAUGUUUUGCGCAAAAAGGAGUUGUUACAGAAGUAUAAGGAUCGUGGUCUAGACAUCUCAGAGUCGGAGCUGGACAGUGAUAGCGAGUCCUCCGACGAGGAUGAAGUGGAUGUUAAGUUUGAUCAAGAGUUUUUCAAAACUCUCGCAUCAUUGAAAAGCAAAGAUCCUCGCAUAUACGACAAGGAAACACAGUUCUUCAAUGAAAAGGAGGACAGUGAGAGCAACGAUGAUGCGGAUGCUCCCAAAAAGAAAUCCAGCAAAAGCAAGCCAGUAACCUUGAAAGAUUACGAGCGAAAAGUAAUUUUAGAGCACAAUGGCAAGUUUGAAAGCUCAGACGAUGAACAAGAGCAAACGGAGAAACAAUUUGAGAGGGCCCAUUCGCCUACUGCUGUGGAAGAGGAGAGACGUCUAAAGGCAGAGUUUAAGAGCGUUAUGAACCGUGAAGAUGACGAAGAAGAUGAGGAGUUUGGUGGUAUCUUUAAGAAGCGCACCAAAACUCAGGCGCAAACAGAUGCCGAGGAGGCAGACUUUGCUAAGUGGCUGGCCGGCAAGCAAGCGGAUGCAGAGAUCGAGGCAAGUGCAAAGCAACAGUUGGCUCCACUCAAGCAAUACUGGAGUAGCAGCAAGCUAACCCAAGGAGAAAGUUUUCUACGUGACUAUAUACUCAAUAAGGGCUAUGCCAACACAAAUGAAUCCGAAAUUCCUACCUACGAUGAGAUCGUGGGAGAGAAUGAACCAUUAUCGGAUGACGAGCAGGAGCUAGAGAAACAGGCGGAGUUUGAACAGAAAUACAAUUUUCGUUUCGAGGAGCCAGAUACAGAUUUUAUUAAGCGCUAUCCAAGAACUAUUGAGCAGUCGAUUCGUCGCACGGACGACACACGUAAGGAGAAGCGUAAAGAGAUAAAGCAGCGUAAGGAACAGGAGAAACUGCAAAAGAUGAAGGAAUUGGAUUUAAUUAAGGAUAUGAAGCGCAAGGAGAUUGAAGAGAAAAUUCGCAAGCUAAAGGCUGUUACGGGCAACGAUGAGCUUGGCUUUAAGGAUGAGGAACUGGAAGAGGAUUUCGAUCCCGAAGCACAUGAUCGACGCAUGCAGGAACUCUUCAAUGAUGAGUACUACGAAGUGGAUGAGGGGGAAGAAAAGCCGGAAUGUCCUUCAGAUAUUGAAGAAUUGGCGCUUGAGGAUUGGGAUAACUAUGAUCCAAGGCAAAACAAUGGGAAUAAUGACGAGGGCCAUUGUGAAGAUGAUGAUUUCAAUAUGGAUUGCGAUUAUGAUCCGGUCUCCUCGAAGCAACAGCUGCAGCAGGAGCUCAUCGAUAGUACAUGGAGUCGAAAAGGUCGCAAGGGACGACGCAAUCGUUUCAUGGAAAUGAUUCAAGCUGAGAAGCCAGCGUUUAAUCCAGAUGAUGAACAAACAUAUGGCGACUAUAUCGAUGAAUACUACCAGCUGGACUAUGAGGAUAUAGUGGGCGAUCAGCCGUGUCGUUUUAAGUAUGUGGAGACCACGCCAAAUGAUUUUGGCUUAACGAUCGAGGAGAUCCUUCUGGCUAAGAACAAGGAGCUCAAUCAGUGGGCUAGCCUAAAGAAGGCUGUGCAAAAUCGUCCAGAUUAUGUGGAGAAAAAAGAGCAACGGUUAUACAAGAUGAAAGCAAAAAACGAGGAUCUUAAGCGCAAGAUUUUUAAAAGCUUAUACGGCGAUGGUUCUGAAGAUGAAGAGGAAAGUGGCGCACAAACUGAGACCCAACUAGUUGUUAAAGCUGACCCCAAUGAGCAGCCUGCUGCUCCAGUUGCAGAGCAAGUGCCCGCAGAAACCCUAUCAAAGUCGAAGAGAAAAAGACUAAAGAGAAAAGCUGCCGCUGCAGCUGCAGGGGCAUCAACAAGUGCAACACCCCCAGUGGCAGUCAAGAAUGAGGAGCAGAAGAGUACAGAACUCAUUAAAAAUGAAGAUUUAACAACUUCCGUUGAAAUACCUGCAAAAAGAAAAAAGAUUGACAACGAUGAACAGGAUAAUAAGCCAACUGCAACGAUUACGACGGCGCCAGCUAAAAAGAAAAAGAUCGAGAAACAGGAACCACAAAAGGCAAAACAAACAGCUAAGAAAAAUAACUCGAAAAACCCCUUUGCUAAAAAUCAAGUGCCUAACAAAAAUGAAGUCAAGCCAAGUGGUGCAAGCGGGAAUCCUUUCAAUAAGCAACAAGCUCCACGACAACAACAAACCACGAAGCAGCAGCAAGCUCCAAGGAAGCCACAAGCUCCAAGAUUGCACCAAGCUCAAUCUACAGGCACAAAUCCCUUCAAGAAAUUAGGCAACAAAAACGAGACAACACGUCCUAAGCGAGACUUCAAAGCCAAAGGUAAAGCGAAUAGUUCUAAUCCUAAUGGCAUCAGCGAUGAUCGGCUCAAGGCCUACGGCAUUAAUCCACGCAAGUUUCACAAUCGGCAAAAGUAUGGAAAAAAACCACAGUGAGCUGUCUG